AUGGUCAGUCAGUUUAUGCAGAAUCCAAAGCAGAUUCACAUGCAAGCGGUAGACAGGAUCUUGCACUACCUUAAAGGAAGACAUGGAAAAGGAAUUCUCUUUAAGAGAGAUCGUGGAAUAACUCUAGAAUUAUACACGGAUGCUGACUACGCAGGAUCACCGGUUGAUAGAAGAUCUACUCCUGGGUAUUGCACAUUUCUUAGAGGUAACCUAGUUACAUGGAGAAACAAGAAACAGAAUGUGGUGGCAAGAUCAAGUUCAGAAGCAGAAUAUCGAGCUAUGACCUUGGGAAAAUGUGAGCUACUAUGGAUCAAAAUAAUCCUAGAUGAUUUAAAGGUUAAGUGGGAUGAGCCCAUGAACUACAUCGUGACAACAAAUCAACAAUUAGCAUAG
Dendrobium catenatum is the source of this 393-nucleotide messenger RNA. RefSeq lists its product as uncharacterized. The record is from RefSeq and is a predicted model, not a curated record. NCBI's taxonomy places the organism in Eukaryota, Viridiplantae, Streptophyta, Magnoliopsida, Asparagales, Orchidaceae. The transcript has a single exon. Bases 1 to 393 code for a protein of 130 amino acids.